Pangasianodon hypophthalmus (striped catfish) is the source of this 2567-nucleotide messenger RNA. Its product is annotated as choline transporter-like protein 4. The transcript is spliced from 24 exons. Gene Ontology annotation, molecular function: thiamine pyrophosphate transmembrane transporter activity. Gene Ontology annotation, biological process: thiamine pyrophosphate transmembrane transport; choline transport. Lineage: Eukaryota; Metazoa; Chordata; Actinopteri; Siluriformes; Pangasiidae. Bases 344 to 2518 code for a protein of 724 amino acids. The record is from RefSeq and is a predicted model, not a curated record. Gene Ontology annotation, cellular component: plasma membrane.
GAGUUUGUUUAAUUAUUUAUGGAUAUUAAAGAAUAUUAUAUCGCCAACUUUAUUUUUAAGGAAAGCAGAAGAAUAUCAAAACCGCAAGUUCUGGACCGUUGAAAUGCAAAACGCCGUCACGAGACUGCUUUAUCUCUGAGCCGCCAUUUUAGCUUCUUAGCAAAUUCCCCUCAAAACCAAACAAGUAAUGACCAAACAAAAUGUGUAACUUAAGAUAUAGCCGGUAAAUGUAAAAGGUUAUCAUUCCAGACUCUCUGUUAACAUUUAAAUUUACAUUCACCGAGUCCCCGAUUUACUGAAGUGAUCUGCAGUCUUAUGUAGCACAGGUCUCUGUGCAUUUACAAUGAAGACAAAGAAGAAAAACAAGAACAAAAAUUUUGGGAAACCUACCCCAUAUGACCCGACUUUCAGUGGCCCGGUUUGUAAAAGGGCAUUUACUGAUGUCUUUUGCUGCGUUAUUUUCAUCGCUGCUAUGGUCACCUAUGUAAUCCUUGCUGGCGCAGCUUGGCUUUAUGGAAACCCCCAAUACAUCGUCUACCAGCAAAACUCCGAUGGAGCGUUCUGUGGACUUGGACCUAAUCUUGACAAACCCAGGUUGAUUUAUUUCGACAUACUUAAGUGUGCCUCAGCAGUUAGUGUAACAUCUGCAACAUUCAAAGGCCUUCAGUGUCCGAUCUCUCAAGUGUGCGUUAAACAGUGCCCCUCAACAUUUUGGUUUUUGCCCCCUGAGGCGUUCACUGCAGAGGCAAAACCAAGUGACUUCUUCCAGCAGAAGUACUGUGACCCCAGUUUGGACCUCGCCCAGACCACAUUGACGGUGCAAGAGAUCGUGGAUAAAGACCUGUGUCCAGCUUAUCAUACGCCAAGCAAACCGGUUCUGGGAAAAUGUCUGCCCAGAUUUGAUCCAAAUGCUGUUCCACCAGACUUCACUGUCCCUGGAUCAGCUUCGGUCCAAGAAGCAGUAAAGAACAUAAUGGACACUACAAGCUCUCUCGGUUCAGGAUUUAAUGCUAAAUCCGUGAAAGUCAGAGUCAUUGAGGACCUCGCCCUUUCAUGGCAUUGGGUGAUAAUAGGUCUGGUGAUUGCGCUGGCGGUCAGUAUGGUGUUUCUCCUGCUGAUGCGAUGCUGUGUGUCUGUGGUGGUCGUGCUUAUCGUCACUGGUGUUCUGUCAGUGGGAGCAUACGGUAUUUACCAGUGCUACCAGGAGUACCAGAAAAACAUGAGCUCACGGCGCACAUUUGGGGACCUCAGUCUUCAAUCCAAGUUGUCAGACUACCUUCAGGUGAAGGAGAUCUGGCUUACUUGCUUGGUGACUCUGUCCAUGCUGGAGUUUCUCCUCUUGACGCUGUUUGUAUCGUGUUUAAGAAAAGGACUCUCUGCGGCUUUGGCAAUGAUGGGGGAGUGUAGCAAGGCGAUGGGUGUAAUAUUGUCUACAAUGGCAUACCCAUUGCUUACAUUUCUGCUGAUCACACUCUGUGUGACCUUCUGCACAGUGACUAGCAUAAAUCUGGCUACUUCUGGAUUGCCAGUAUACUACAUAGUUGCUCUGAACUCAUUAAAUCCUGACUGUAGUGCCAUCACAGGCAAAGAAAAAUGCGUACCAGAGACUUUCAAGGCAUCAGACUACCCCACGUGCCCUGUGCGCUGUACUUUUGUUAAAUAUGAUGAUGAAGAAGGGUUUUUGCAGAGAUAUGCACAAUACCUGCAGAUUUAUAACCUGCUGGCGUGUUUCUGGUGUCUUCAUUUCAUCCUCACACUGGGCCAGUGCACACUGGCGAGGACCUUCGGCUCCUACUACUGGUCCUUGAGUAAACCGGUGAAUAUUGGCCGAUCUACUCUAUCCAAAGCGUUCUUCCAGACUUUACGGUAUCAUACUGGCUCCAUGGCAUUUGGCGCCGUCUUCGUAACCAUGUUCCAGGGCGUCCGGAUUGUUCUGGAAUAUCUCGAAGAUUCGACCAAAGGCGGACGGAGAUGUUGGUGCAUUUGCUACCCUCUGAGGAUGCUGUUAAAAUGCUGCUUUUGCGCCUUAGAUAAAGUCUUCAAAUACUUCAACAGAAACACGUACAUAUUGAUCGCGAUAUAUGGAGACAAUUACAUCGUGUCGGCUAAGAACGCUUACACACUCUGGGGGAGAAACAAAGACCGGGUGGUGGUGGUGGACCGGGUUACGGACUUGCUGUUGUUUUUUGGGAAACUGCUGGUGGUUGGAGCAGUAGGUGUCCUGGCCUUCUGCUUCUUCUCUGGAAACAUUAAAGUGUCAGCUGACAUUUUCCAGGCCGAGUUUCUGAACUAUCGCUGGCUGCCUACUGUUAUGGUGAUGGUGGGAGCGUACUUCAUUGCUCAGGGCUGCUUCAGUGUGUACAGCAUGGGUGUGGACACAUUCACCCUCUGUGUCAUGGAUGAUUUGGAACGCAAUGAUGGGACACUGCAGAGACCCUAUAUGUCUAGGAGCAUGAUGCAGAUCCUACAAAAGCAGAACAACUCUGUACAUCAUCAAUCACAGUCAUCCAGUUCUUAAAUUAAUCAUUUAAUCAUUACUUUGACAAUUAAAGUCCACUGAGCAUGUA